GCCCGAACUGGAAGUCGAAUUGGCCUCGCAGUCUGCUCUUCCCUCAUCCCUCAUCCCCUUCUCCCCGAUAAACAGAGACCAGAACAGACCAGACCAUCAAAAUGAAGCUCGUCCGCUUCCUAAUGAAAUGCGCCAACGAAUCGGUGACGAUCGAGCUGAAGAACGGAACAAUCCUCCACGGAACCAUCACCUCCGUCUCCCCCCAGAUGAACACCAGUCUCCGCACCGUCAAAAUGACCCCCAAGGGCCGCGACCCCAUCUCCCUCGACACCAUCAACAUCCGCGGCUCCACCAUCCGCUAUUACAUCCUGCCGGACAGCUUGCCGCUCGAUACGCUGCUCAUCGAUGAUACCCCCAAGCCGAAGAAUAAGGCGCGGAAGGAGGCGGAUCGUGGCGCGCGUGGCGGGCGCGGGCCGAGAGGCGGUAGAGGGCGCGGGCGUGGUCGGGGGCGUGGUCGGGGUUUUUAAAAAGCUUGCUUUCUUUCUUUCGUGAAGGAUAAGGGUUGGGGGUUGCUAGUGCUUUCGGCUUAGGAUUGAGUGACUGGGUGAGCGUGGGAUAGGUGGCUGACGGGAGGUACCUAGUCGGGGAUAGGGAUCAACAACCGCAUUUUAUUCUAUUGUGGCUGAGUGUUGGUUGGGUUGGGUUGGGUUGUUUUUAUGUACGGUCUGUGGAUUGGGCCGUUUUUUGUGUCUGCUUGCUUUUAAUAUUGUUCAGAGUUAAAUCAUGGAUAUGGAGUUUCUUCUUACUAUCUAUCUAUCUAGCUUUGUCUCUUUG
Molecule: messenger RNA, 774 nt
Organism: Aspergillus homomorphus CBS 101889
Lineage: Eukaryota; Fungi; Ascomycota; Eurotiomycetes; Eurotiales; Aspergillaceae
Product: mRNA splicing protein SMD1
Exons: 3
Coding region: 102-467 (121 amino acids)
Biological process (GO): spliceosomal snRNP assembly; RNA processing
Cellular component (GO): pICln-Sm protein complex; U5 snRNP; U1 snRNP
Molecular function (GO): RNA binding
Source: RefSeq, a predicted model, not a curated record